Messenger RNA from Bufo gargarizans (Asiatic toad), 1677 nucleotides. It is a transcript of the gene KCNV2, whose product is annotated as potassium voltage-gated channel modifier subfamily V member 2. NCBI's taxonomy places the organism in Eukaryota, Metazoa, Chordata, Amphibia, Anura, Bufonidae. Gene Ontology annotation, biological process: potassium ion transmembrane transport; protein homooligomerization. Gene Ontology annotation, cellular component: membrane; voltage-gated potassium channel complex. The transcript has 2 exons. Gene Ontology annotation, molecular function: voltage-gated potassium channel activity. The record is from RefSeq and is a predicted model, not a curated record. The coding region runs from base 1 to 1677 and encodes 558 amino acids.
AUGCUGCAAUAUAGGCAAAGGACUAGGGCUCCAUCAUUGUCAUUCUUCAUAGAAGGAUCUCGAAGGCUUCGAGGAGAUGAAGACAGAUUUAGAUUCAAUAGAGACUCCUUCAGCUAUCAGUUGAAUUCUGAGAGCAAUUAUGUUUACUACAUUGAAGAUGAAGAUGAUGAUUUAGAGGAAAUAAAAUGGGCAGAAAAAGAAGAGAAACGAUUGGAUGGAUGGAAGAGGCAAUUCAUUUCAACACAUGACCGUGGAUUCUCUGAAGAUGAAGACACACGCCUGCUUUCACCUUCUUUUUUCAGAAAGUCUCAGAACAGUUUGCUGCAUAUCAAUGUUGGUGGUACAAGUUAUUAUAUAUCCUACAUGGUAGCGGCUAGUUAUCCUAAGACUCGCAUAGGUCGCUUGGCGACAUAUACUGACCGACAGCGCAAACUAGACCUAUGUGAUGAUUACAAUCCAAUUGAAGAUGUCUAUUUCUUUGAUCGUGAUCCAGCUAUAUUCCAUCAUAUCUAUAAUUUUUAUCGCACUGGUGUGUUAUCAAUAAGAAAUGAGUUGUGCCCCCGCAGCUUCCUAGAGGAAAUUAAUUAUUGGGGAGUAAGAAUAAAGCAAACUCCCCGCUGCUGUCGUAUAUCAUUUGAAGAAAGGCAGGAUGAGCUGAAUGAGCAGCUGAAGAUCCAAAGAGAGCUCAAAGCUGAAAUGGAAACCGAGGAGAAUGAAGAGCUUUUCAGAGGCAUGCUUUAUGGACCCUUGAGACGCCGUAUUUGGAACUUGAUGGAAAAACCCUUUUCUUCUAUUACAGCUAAGGCCAUGGCAGUGGCAUCUAGCUUUUUUGUUCUUAUUUCUGUUGUGGCAAUGACCCUUAAUACAGUUGAAGAUCUGCAAUACAAAAAUUCAGUUGGGAUUGCGAAUGGUAGACCUUACUUGGAGCAUGUGGAAACCUUGUGCAUAGCAUUCUUUACACUGGAGUAUUUGCUUCGUAUUAUCUCAACACCAGAUAUACAGCAUUUUGUGCGCAGUGUUCUUAAUGCCGUAGACUUGAUAGCAAUACUGCCACUGUAUUUGCAAUUAAUCAUUGAGAACCUUUCAGAGGAAGAUGAUAAUGGUAAAAGGUCUAGUCAUGAACAAGAGAUAGAGGCUGUGGGACGAGUUGGAAAACUUGGACAAGUCCUUAGGAUAAUGAGACUGAUGCGCAUUUUCCGCAUCCUUAAGUUGGCACGUCAUUCCACAGGGCUUAGAGCUUUUGGAUUUACCCUUCGUCAAUGCUACCAACAAGUGGGAUGUCUACUACUCUUUAUUGCCAUGGGCGUUUUUUCAUUUUCUGCUAUGGUUUAUACUGUUGAACAUGAUGUCUCGGGCACUAACUUCACCAGUAUUCCUCAUGCCUGGUGGUGGGCAGCAGUCAGCAUCUCUACAGUAGGAUAUGGAGACACCUACCCAGAAACCCCCCUUGGCCGGAUUUUUGCUUUCUUAUGCAUAGCUUUUGGGAUCAUUUUAAAUGGGAUGCCCAUUUCUAUUCUGUAUAAUAAAUUUUCAGAUUAUUACAGCAAACUAAAAUCAUAUGAAUAUACCACCAUUCGGAAGAAAAGAGGAAAAGUUCAUUUUACAGGUCGAGCGAUGAAGAAGAUCUCAGAAUGUUAUACAGGAGUGCCAACACAAUUCAUCCCAGAACAGCACUAA